This is a messenger RNA of Aspergillus melleus, 447 nucleotides long. RefSeq lists its product as uncharacterized. The transcript has a single exon. Lineage: Eukaryota; Fungi; Ascomycota; Eurotiomycetes; Eurotiales; Aspergillaceae. The coding region runs from base 1 to 447 and encodes 148 amino acids. The record is from RefSeq and is a predicted model, not a curated record. Gene Ontology annotation, biological process: regulation of mRNA processing; spliceosomal complex assembly.
AUGGGCAAAAGGCAUGUCGUGAAGUUGUUGGAUCACUUCGAGCAUCACGGCCCCAACGGUACUCACCUGUGCCUUGUCUUUCCGGUACUGAUAUCCGAUGGCAAGGAAAUGGUUCGCGCGGGCAAACCGUGUCAGAUCAGCAGUGUUCAGGCGAUUGCUAAACAGAUCCUGCUGGGACUAGAUUUUCUCCAUUCGCAGAGCAUCAUUCACUGCGGUAAGGACCUAUCCCACGGUUUCAGACAAAAUGAAGUCCGGGCACUGAUCAAUCUCGUGGUUUGCAGAUCUGAAACCUGCAAACAUCAUGUUUGUUCUGGAGGGCGUCGCCUCCUGCGACGGCUUCAUCAAUCCUCCCAAAUUCGUGUCCGUCGAGCCCUCGAACGGGCUCCGGAGAGAUCGAAGCGUGCCGGAGUAUUUGAUGGCUUCUCAGAGAGGGCAGGUGACAUUUGA